AUGGCUGUGGCUCGUGCGGAGAGCAUCAUCAACGCUGAUUUGCGGGCGGCUCAGGUGAACCUGGAGGGUCUUGAACUUGAGUCGCUGGAGCCCGUCCUUCCGCUGCUGUCAAGAAUGCCACGGCUGAAGGCCCUACGAUUGGCGAGAAACAAACUCACGGGGCUGCCAAGUGAUCUUUCCGGCAUUCGUCAGCUUGAAUACCUGGACAUUUCUGCUAACCCUAUCACAGGGGUGAGCACCAUCAUGCGCGGACUUUACACACUUGUCAUCUUGAAGCACCUGUACGUCGACUUGCCGUAUGAGAGCGAAGAGGAUGAAAUUAUCGUUGCCCUGCACUCGCUGGAGAGGUUUAACGGUACCUCCCUGACUGAUGCCUUAGAGGACACAAAAAGUGCAGUGGAGGACGACAGGAGCGAGGACGGGGAUACCUCACCAGCACCCCGUAUAUACGAUGCGGCAGGCACAUCAGUGCCGGAUGACAUGCUGUUGCAUGAACACUACAAGCAGGAGGAGGAGCAGGAACAACAAGAAGAACAUUUUUCCAUGCAUUUUCAGCCAUGGCAAAUGGAGGACACCAAGAACAUAGAGGAUUUGUACGCAUUGGUUACGGACGCCACUGGGAACGUGUUUGCCCAGAAGGAGUUUAAUAUAUACGUUGCGAACGUCGUGCAGCACCUUGGUGUGCUGACGGCAAGUGAAACCGACGCCUCCAUCCGUGAGGGUGAGACACUUAAGGCGAAGCGGGUUCUCUACGAGUACUGCCUUGAUGAGUUAUGCCGGGCUGUGGGCGGGAAGGACGUUGCGCUGGGACGGGCCCUCACAGCCGUUGUUAAGGCAGAAACAAGUCUUUUGGAACGCUACGACAAUCUCUGGCGUUGUAUUGAAGAGGACAUGAAUGGGCGGAUUGGCGCCAUGAAGAAAGACAUGCAGGACGCCAUUCACGAAAUCGAGUCACUUAUGGGUCAGCUGAGCCAGGCAAACGACAGCAGUAACGACACCAGUGCGAUGGAACUGCAACGCCUUCGGGAAGAAGUGGGACAGCUACAGACAGAGAACGAGCGUUUGCACACAAAGCUUCGUCUUGUGAAUGCCCCAGAGUGUAGUCGGGAGGGAGUUCCCCUUGGGACUUUAAUACGCGACUCGGUCCCCGUGGAUCGCUCGCGGGUAUCGCCGUCAAAUUCACGGGCCCCGCAGCUUGGAAACAAGGUGCUAACGCUGAAGCAGCUCAAGCAGAUAAUUGAGGAUAUUUAUGCAUCAAAGAGCAAGUACGACAUUAAGUGCUCUGAAAGUCAUCUCCCGCGGGAGACAAUGGAACAACACAUGUACACAUACCUGAACCAGCGAUACGGUCUGAAACAUAUCAUCCUGGACUGGGCUACCGCCAUCAUUCAAGGGAUCAAAAAGUACAGUCUGGAGGACAACGACGUGGCUGUGUUUGGAAAAAUACUUCGCAAUGAAGUUGAUGAGGAAUUUCGUUUUGUGCAGCGACAAGUUCGGGAAACGGUGCAUGAGUUGCUUCGCGUCUACCUAAAGGGCAAACGGCCAUCUAAAAGCGAUGCUGAGAUUAACAAGAUAGUCCAGAAGAAAUCCAGCAGCACACUGUUGGAGGACGAGUGGGUCGACAUUGUGAGGUACAUGUACAACACAGAGGAUGCGGUGUCCAUCAUAAUGCGUGUGCGCGACUACCUGCGUCAACUGUCGCAGCCACGCCGCCGGAGUUCGGUUCAGAGGGGCCACCAAGUUGCAUCCGUCCACGACGUGCAGUUGCCAUACGCGGAACUCAUUCGCAUUCUCUUGGACUUUCAACUGGAGGGUCACGAGCGUUUUUUGGCUCGGUUUAAUGCCAUUUUCUGUCGUUACGACACAGACCGUAACGGCAUCAUCAAUGGCCGGGAGUUUGCCGCUGUCUUGAAGGAAGUUGAUGCCUCCAAAACCGACGAGGGUAUUGAUGCCAUGUUGGAGCUUAUCGAUCCCUUUGGAAAUCAACUCAUUACGUACUCGGAGUGUGUAACAUUUCUUAGUGCUGAAAUCGUCAGGAUGAUGAAGACGACUGCCUGA
Trypanosoma rangeli is the source of this 2058-nucleotide messenger RNA. Its product is annotated as putative structural maintenance of chromosome (SMC) family protein. The transcript has a single exon. Gene Ontology annotation, cellular component: cytoplasm. Lineage: Eukaryota; Euglenozoa; Kinetoplastea; Trypanosomatida; Trypanosomatidae. Bases 1 to 2058 code for a protein of 685 amino acids. Gene Ontology annotation, molecular function: calcium ion binding. The record is from RefSeq and is a predicted model, not a curated record.